Telopea speciosissima is the source of this 4506-nucleotide messenger RNA. RefSeq names its product putative disease resistance protein RGA4. The transcript is spliced from 3 exons. NCBI's taxonomy places the organism in Eukaryota, Viridiplantae, Streptophyta, Magnoliopsida, Proteales, Proteaceae. Gene Ontology annotation, molecular function: ADP binding. Bases 291 to 1532 code for a protein of 413 amino acids. Gene Ontology annotation, biological process: defense response to other organism. The record is from RefSeq and is a predicted model, not a curated record.
CAUCCUCUUAGGGUUCUCUUACUGCCAUUAACUUCUCAAUAAAAUUCAAGAACAUUUUAGAUUUCCUUACCAAGAAAGGAUGGCCGAACCUCUUGCAUCCAAAAUCUUACUGGGUUUAGGCUCUCUCCUCAUCCAAGAAAUUGGACCUGCAUCUGAAGUAAAAAAGGAACUGAGGAAGAUUGAGGAGUCUUUAUCCACAGUCAAUGCCGUAUUAUUAGAUGCAGAAAUGAAGGGUUCAAUGAACCAUGAGGUGAAAGAUUGGUUGAGGAAGCUCAAGGAUGUAGCUUACGAUGCUGAAGAUGUGUUGGAUGAAUUCGCAACGGAAGCCUUGCGACAGAAAGUGGAGCUUCCAAACAACAUGGUAUCAAAACAGGUACUCAAAAUAUUUUUCAGGUUCAAAUCCACUUGUAUUUCAUUCCAAAAUGGCUCAUAAAAUAAAGGAUAUCAUGGAGAGGUUAGAUCGUAUUCAAAAGGAUGAUGUUCGAGCUAAAUCUCAAUUUACAACUCAAAGUAUAGAUAUGGACAUCAAUGAUAACCAUAGGAGACAUACCAACUCUUUUGUAAUUGGAUCUGAGGUCUUGGGAAGAGAUAAGGAUAAAGAAAAUUUAGUAGAAUUGUUAACUUCAGGUGUUAAUCAAGAGAAUGUCAUGGUCAUUGCUAUAAUUGGAAUUGGUGGGUUAGGGAAGACAACACUUGCUCAGUAUGUGUAUAAUGAUGAAAGGGUCAAGACUCAUUUUGACUUGCGAAUAUGGGUCUGUGUCUCGUUUGAUUUUAAUGUUGAGCACCUUGCUAAUAAAAUUCUGGAAAAUCAACCAGAGUCAGAACUUAGGGUAAAACUACUUAGGGUAAAACUAUCCAAAACGAGAUACUUGCUUGUCCUAGAUGAUGUCUGGAAUGAACAUCCUGGCAAAUGGGAGGACUUAAGAAAAUUAUUAAUAGGUGAGGCAAGUGGAAUUAUGAUCUUGGUAACUACACGUAGUCAAGAGGUUGCAUCAAUCAUGCACCCGGUUAAAUCAUUUUACCUUUUGGAAGGGUUAAAUGAAAAUGAUUGUGAAUCAUUAUUCAAUGAACGGGCAUUUGGGAAAGGAAAAGAGGCAAACCAUCCCGAGCUAGUUGAGAUAGGGAAGGCUAUAGUGAAAAAGUGUGGAGGAGUGCCUUUGGCUGCGAAGGUACUUGGAAGUUUGUUGUGCCUUAAAAGAAACAAAAAGGAUUGGUUGGGUGUCCUACAUACUGAAAUUUGGAACUUAGGUGAACAAGAAAGAGAAAUUCUACCUGCUUUAAGGAUAAGCUACAACCACUUGCCAUCCCAUUUGAAGCAAUGCUUUGCCUAUUAUUCUUUAUUCCCACAAGAUCAUGAAAUUGAUGUUAUUGAUUUGAACCAUCAAUGGACAGCACUAGGGUUCAUCCAACCAGCACUUAGAGGAAGUCAUGUAAUGUUAGAAGACAUUGGAAAUAGGUAUUUCAGGGAAUUAUUAUGGAGAUCAUUCUUUCAAGAGGUAAGAGAAGAUAGAUUUGGCAACAUUAAGGAAUGAAAAAUGCAUGACCUUGUGCAUAGUCUUGCAUGAUGCGUUGCAAGGAUCGAAUGGUCGGAUGUAGACUCGGGAAAUGGUCCAAUUUCGAUGCCCGAGGGAGUCAGACACAUGGUGGGUCAUGGAAAAGAGGGAGACAUGUUAAAUCAUCGAACUUCGAUACCCUUUGACAAGCCCGAAAAGUUACGGACACUCUACUCGCAAGGUGAUGAGUUCAUUGAGUUGAGAAUUAGCAAUGGAUUUGUCUCAAGUUUGCGAGGCUUGCGCAUGUUAAAGUUAAGAGAUUUAGGAAUGAGACAUGUGCCAAGUUCCAUAGGUUACUUGGAACAAUUAAGGUACCUUGACCUCUCCAACAAUGAUUUUGAAGCACUCCCUAAUUCUAUUUGCAGGCUAUAUAAUCUGCAAACACUAAGACUUCAAUAUUGUACAGGUUUUAAUGAGUGGCCCAGAGAUAUGACAAAAUUGGUUUGCCUUAGACAUCUUGAAUUGAAAAACAAAUUUUCUCUGAAAUACAUGCCAUGUGGGUUGGGGCAGCUGGCUUCUCUUCAGACUUUGGGAUAUUUCAUUGUGGGUGACUCAAAUGAUAGUAGGAAAAGAUCAUUAAAAAAAGUAAUGGGUGGGCUUGGGGAGUUGCAUGGUCUAAACCAGCUUUAGGGAUUUUUAUGCAUUGAUGGGCUUGGAAAUGUGAGAGAUGCUAGAGAUGCCGAGGAAGCAAUGUUGAAGGAUGGCUGGAUCUUCGAUCUUUGAAAUUGUGUUGGUUGACAGAGUGCAGUAGGCUACCGCUAGAAGACGAACAAGUGUUGGGGAAUCUCCAACCACAUCCAAAUCUCAAGGAGCUGAAAAUUUGCUAUUACGAAGGUGUCAAGAUGCCAUGUUGGGUGACACUCUCUUCUUCCCUUCUCCCAAAUCUAGUGGAACUUCAAAUAUUUGAUUGUUCUAAUCUCAAAUGUUUGCCACUGAUUGGUGAAUUUCCUUGCCUUAGGCAUCUCAGUCUAAUUUCUUUAAUAUUCCUGGAGUUCAUAUGCAAUAAAGUGGUGGUGAGAGGCAAUAAGGGAUGAGGGGAACGAAGAAAACCAUUAAUGGUACUAUUUCCAUUGCUAGAAGAACUUUUUCUCUGGAGUCUCUGUCAAGCCUGGAGAGUUGGACAAUCUCAGUGGAAGGAGGAGGAGAAGAAAUUGGGUCUUUCAAAGGCAUCAAGAUGUCACGUUGGAUGAUACUCUCUUUCUUCCCUGCUCCCAAAUCUAGUGGAACUUCGUAUAGGGAAUUGUUCUAAUCUCAAAUGCUUGCCAUUGAUUGGUGAAUUCCCCUGCCUUAGGCGUCUCCAUCUAGAGUCUUUAUUUGCCCUGGAGUCCAUAUGCAAUAAAGUGGUGGUGAGAGGCAACAAGGGAGGGGAAGGAAGACCAUUAAUGGUACUAUUUCCAUCAGUAGAACAACUUAUUCUUGAGUCUCUCUCAAGUCUGGAGAGUUGGACAAUCUCAGAAGAAGGGGUGUAUGAAGACGUCAAGAUGCCACGUUGGAUGAUACUCUCUUCUUCCCUCCUCCCAAAUCUGGUGGAACUUUGUACAGAGUUUUGUUCUAAUCUCAAAUGUUUGCCACUGAAUGGUGAAUUCCCCUGCCUUAGGCGUCUCCAACUAUUUGAUUUAGUUGCCCUGGAGUCCAUAUGCAAUAAAAUGGUGGUGAGGGGAAAUAAGAGAAGAUGAGAAGGAAAACCAUUAAUGGUACUGUUUCCAUUGCUAGAAGAACUUAGUUUCAAGCGUUUGCGAAAUCUGGACAGAUGGACAAUCUCAGUAGAAGAAGAAGAAUCGGAAGCAGCAGAAGAAGGACAAUAUAAUCAUUUGCAUUUGUUGUCUUCGAUGUUUCCUCAUCUCAUGGACUUGUCCUUACGUUCUUGCCCUAACCUGACAACAGUGUCAAUGCUUUCGGUAGAGGGAAUACGACAUCUCACCACUCUCCGAAAAUUGCGCAUCGAUGGUCUUGAAAGAUUGUUGUCUCUGCCCGAUUUCCCUGCUCCUUCAACACUAGAAGAGCUACACAUCGAUGGCUGUCCAAGUCUAGUGAGAUUGCCAGACUGCUUCUUUGAGAAUCUCAAGUCACUUUCUGAGUUAAAAAUUCGGAAUUGUAGUGAGGAGUUGACAUCUUUACCGGAAGGGAUUCAACUCCUCACUGCACUGAAACAGCUAAGUAUUUUCGGGUGUCCAGGCUUAACAGCAUUACCUAAGGGCCUGGAAAACCUUUCAUCGCUUCAAGUGCUUGAAACUCAGCAUUGCUCUAAUUUAUCAUCUCUACCGGAAGUGAUUCAGCAUCUCACUGCACUGGAAACACUGAGUGUACGGAAAUGCCCUGAUUUGAAAGCAUUACCCAAUGGGCUCGGAAACCUUGCAUUGCGUGUACUUGAAAUUUUAGGUUGUCCUCAUCUGUCUUCCUUGGGAUUCAGCACCUCAUUGCACUUGAAGUAGUGAGAAUUGAUAAUUGUCCAGGUUUGAGAAUAUUACUCAAUGGGCUUGGAAACCUCGCAGCGUGUACUUGAAAAUUAAGGUUGUCCUGAUCUCUCUCUUUCUUGGGAUUUCCUGAGUUCUUGUUGUAAAAGAUUCAGAUUCCUUGGUGGCAGCUCCUACCAUUCAAGUCAACUGAGCUACUACUCCAUUGGGUUCAAUCCUCUUUAUUUGAAGGAAUAAAGAUACCAAAAGACUGUAUGUGGAAAGAAAAUUCCACUUCAUCUUCUUCAGGUUUCACAUAAUAUCUACAUGGAAAUCACAAGGCAAGGUGAAUAAUUAGCUAUUUGAUGACGAAACAAUUUUCUAAACAUGGAGUUACAACACUUCAUAAUACAUUUUAACUGAAGUUGAAGGUGAUACACCAUCCAGCUUUACAAGUGUGAAAUGGAAGUGGAAAAAUAAACUAUCCACCACCCUUCUUGACAGAUGGAUGUGGUGCCUAGGGAAGCGAGGCAAGCUGUGGCAGCAAAUCGUAAUCGCUA